Messenger RNA from Fraxinus pennsylvanica, 480 nucleotides. The record is from the annotation of a GenBank genome assembly. Lineage: Eukaryota; Viridiplantae; Streptophyta; Magnoliopsida; Lamiales; Oleaceae.
AUGGAAGAACAAACUGAAAACAACCAGCCAACCACGUCUGAGUCCCAAAGCAGUGAAGUAGAAUCUCUCUCCACCAUGGGCUUCGGAGAACUGGACAAUUCGUCUUUCCAACUCACCAUGGAAAAAUUAAACGGAAAGAAUUACCAUGAAUGGGCUCAAUUAAUCAAGCUCAUUGUCGAUGGAAAAGGUAAAUUGGGAUAUCUUACCGGAGAAAAGAAGCAGCCUGCCUCAACCGAUGCCGUCUUUCUGCAGAGAUGGAGGUCGGAAAAUUCAUUGGUGAAUGAUCAUCUUACCGUUGAAAGCUUUUUGCAAUCUCUGGGCCUGGAAAAAUAUGCAAUUUACUUUAAGGCUGAGGAAGUGGAUAUGUAUUCUUUGAAGCAGAUGGGUGACAGUGAUCUGAAAGCGUUGGGAAUACCUAUGGGCCCAAGGAAGAAGAUCCUACUUUCCCUGCUGCCUCGCAGUUCCAAACGACCAGCAUGA